This is a messenger RNA of Lolium perenne, 824 nucleotides long. NCBI's taxonomy places the organism in Eukaryota, Viridiplantae, Streptophyta, Magnoliopsida, Poales, Poaceae. The record is from RefSeq and is a predicted model, not a curated record.
CUCCUCCUUCAUCCCGUUCCCCAUUCUAUUCCCCAAGCUUCGUCGCUAGGGUUUCGGCGCUGAUUUUUGCUCGCUGCUACGAGCGGUGCGACGAGCACGCAGGCGGGACAGCGAGGUGUGCGGAGGGCCUCGAGCUCGUCGUCGCAGAGAUGCCUGAGCGCUAUGCCCGGGAGACCGCCGGCAGAGAGCGAGGCGCGCGGGAGUGCGCCGAUCUCGUCAACGGAGAGCGACCCGCGUGCGAGGGCGGGGUGCUCGGUGGCGAGGAGCACUGGAGAGGGCGGGGUGCUCGGCGAGGAGGAGCACUGGAGAGGACAUCGACCUCGGCGAAGAGUGUCUGGGGAGCUCGGUGACGGGAGAUCGGCGAUGGUGAAUUCAAGAUCGCGGGUCCUGAGGUGCUUAUUUGUGAUAUUGCUAAGUUGUACCGGGAAGUCGUGGAUCCUGAGCGGUGUAGGUAGUGCCAUCUCCAGCGCCAUAGUGGAGGAAGCCAUGGCGCCUAGCUCGAGCAGGUGGCGGCACCCACGAUGCCUAGCGCGAAUGCAAGCCUGUCGUGGCUGGUGGCCAACGAGUAGAUAAUAGUGUUGUUUUGUGAUCUACUCAUAGUUUUCAGCCAAAUCUUGAUUCCAUGGAGUUCUGGAAGAGGAAGAAGACCUAGAGUAGUUGGUCUUGCAGAAAGGAAGAAAACCUGGAAUAGCUCGUCUUGCAGAAAGGAAGAAGAGCAGGAGUAGUUUGUAAUGUCUGCUGUUUUCUUAUUUUGCGUGUAACUUCCCUUUUUCUUGGUUGGAUGCUGAACCGGUUAAACCAGCAAAUGUAUCUCAUCACACUAC